Cynoglossus semilaevis (tongue sole) is the source of this 4681-nucleotide messenger RNA. RefSeq names its product MSL complex subunit 2b (gene msl2b). Lineage: Eukaryota; Metazoa; Chordata; Actinopteri; Pleuronectiformes; Cynoglossidae. The coding region runs from base 1343 to 3157 and encodes 604 amino acids. The record is from RefSeq and is a predicted model, not a curated record. Gene Ontology annotation, biological process: protein ubiquitination. Gene Ontology annotation, molecular function: ubiquitin protein ligase activity. The transcript has 5 exons. Gene Ontology annotation, cellular component: MSL complex.
AUCCACCUCUAUCUCAACCCCUCUAUUGCCUUCUGUGGUUGUUCAACAGAAUCCAGUAAACUAUGUAAAACAAAAAAUAAAAAACCUACUAUUUCUAUUUGUUUACAAUAAAUGUAAAAGGUACAAUUAUCAGGAAUAUCUGGAGAGAAGAAUUAUCCUCUUUAUACACUCACAAUGAAUGGAUGAAUAAAAUAAAUAAAAUACAAAAGCUUUUAAAAGAACCGCGCCCGAUACUCUCGCGAGAUUUGCGCCCCCUGUGUUGGUGUGUGAAACAGCAGAGGGAGGAAUGAGGAAUGAUCCCCGGCUAACGAUAGCAGGUUCACGGGAGAGACAUUUAAAUUAGCCCUCAGAUUUCACUGCUGUUAUGGAAAAGGAAAGUCAUUUUCAAUAAAAAAAAUUGCGAAGGGAAUUAUUUUUAUUUCCAUUCUUCUCUGUUUUUUUUGUCUCCUGCCUUCUUCCCGCCGAGGCGGUCAACAACAGACCCAGGCUAAUCCUGAAGAGUCAGCGGACCGGCCUCAGGUUUGUAGCCGGCCGUACGUGUGCCUGAAGUAGGGAGCCGCUGUCAGGAGAGACCGAGGCUUUCGCUGGCUCGUUCGUCUCCACACCGGGGAGAGCUUGAAAUUUCAAUUUUAUUUUAUACAACGCUACGUUGUGUUAUGCUCAGACGCCGCCUCGACAGCAACUGCUGCCUUUUAUCGUUUCCACGCCAGUCUGAACACAUUUUGAAGCCGGGGCGGCCUGUUUUGUUUUGCGAGGCGGCCAUGAAGAAACAAUAACAGAGCAGCGGCGGCGGAAGCAGCAGCAGCACGGUUCCCGGAGAGGAGACAUUCGGGGGCUGCAGCGUGGCACUUCAGCAACACCCGGCAAACCAGCUCUAAAUCCUGGGAGGAACAUGGUGUAAUCGGCACCAUACCAGGGUGAGCAGAGCCCUGCGGAGCCGUACACCCUGCCAGUGAAGCCCGUGUCACCGAGGCGUCGUUACCGCUUCUCAACCUGGACAUAACAAGUGACGAAAAGAUGUUGUUUUAAUUGUAACACAGUGUCAGAGAGUGCGUGGAACAGAGCCGAACACCAGUGAAUGGAGCUAUGUUUACAAAGAGCCAUCACCGGCGGGACAUACUGAGGAUGUGACCGGGGGGAUGAGUAACCUCCGCCGGCCUGUGCUCACACCCAUCUAUGCCCGCUUCAAAGCCCCCGGACUCACAGGACCCUGACACCGACUUCCCCUCAAACUUCUUUGUCGUCACUUAUCGGUGGAUUUAUUAGUGUCGCCUAUCAGCAUAUUCUUCCAGACAAGGACCGUCGGGGACUGCCCCGGAGGCCCUGGGGCCAGGCGGCUGAGAUGAACCCGGUGAACGCCACCGCUCUGUACGUGUCUGCCAGCCGCUCGGUGCUGCAGUGCGACCCCCGAGACCCGCGGAGCCUGGCGGAGCUGUGUAAGCUGCUGCCCUUCUUUCGACAGUCUCUGUCCUGCCUGGUCUGCGGCAACCUGCUGCAGGACCCCAUAGCCCCGACCGACUCUUCGUGUCAGCACUACGUCUGUCGUGGCUGUAAGGGUCAGAGGAUGCAGCUGAAGCCCUCCUGCAGCUGGUGUAAGGACUACUCCCGCUUCGAGGAGAACAGGCAGCUGUCUCUGCUGGUGCACUGUUACAGGAAGCUCUGUCUCUACAUCACACAGUCUCCGCUCGCAUCGCACAUAGCCAGCGCCGCCGGCGACUCGCCAGACCUCCAGGCCAUCCUCAAUGAGGGCGUCGUGUUGGCGGAGAGCGAGCUGAAGGCCGAGGAUGUUGCUGAAUCUUCAGAAACUCCCCCUACAGGUCAGGUACUGGAGGUAAAGGGGGAGGAGCUAAGCCCCGUGAGCCUUAAUGGAAUACAUGAUUGUAACGGCCUGACCAGUUCACACGCUCUGUCCACCAUCACCGUUGAGUCAGAUGCAGGUCAGGCAAAACAGGGGGCAGUUUCUCUGGGGAAGAUCCCGGUGUGUGUGAGUGUCACGGGAGGUGGGGAGUCAGGACUGUGUGACAUCAGCACUGUUGGUGAUGACCUCAAACACGGAGGUGGUCCGAUGCUGUUGAGUGUGGAGGAGGUGCUCAGGACUCUUGACACAGACGCUAAGCCUGAUCCCACACUUGAACCGGACCCCCAACCAGACUGUCCCUCGUCCGUACCACAGUCCGUACCACAGUCCGUACACAACGGACCUCACUGUGCGUCUGGUCCGGACUCCUCCCGCCUCAUGCCGUCCCUCCCACCAGAGAGCUGUGGUGUCUCGCCACCCUCCGUGCAGCUUCCUUUACAGCCCUCCACGGUCGCCCCGUCUUUGCCACACCGGUGCCACCGCAAACGUUCGCACUCGGAGAGUGACCGCGAGAAAGUGCAGCCUCUCCCCAUCUCCAGUUUCCUGCGAGGACCUCCCGUUUGCACCAACAGCUCCACCCACCACCCCAUCACUGGCGUAACCACCGUCAAACAGGAACCUAAAUUUGUCACAACCUCACCCCUCCAUCAUCUUGCCCCCGUGCCGAACGGCGGCCCUCCCAAAGUGGGAAAGGCUGUUCUCGUCUCCAACAAAGUGGGAAAGGCUGUUCUCGUCUCCAACAAAGUGCUAAAAAAGACAGUGGAGCAUCAUGGUGUUGCCAAAAAGGCAUACACCAAGGCCAGACAGGGGGCGCCAAAACCCCGUGCACAGCCCCGUGUGCCCCCUCACCCACACCCACUAACUCACCCGCCCAGCCCUUCCAAACCUCUGUACAAGAAACCAGUGGAGAAGAAGGGCUGUAAAUGUGGCCGAGCCACACAGAACCCAUCAGUGUUGACCUGCAGGGGGCAGCGCUGUCCCUGCUAUUCCAAUCGCAAGGCGUGUCUGGACUGUAUCUGCCGCGGCUGUCAGAACUCCUACAUGGCCAACGGGGAGAAGAAGCUGGAAGCCUUCGCUGUUCCAGAGAAAGCUCUGGAACAAACCCGACUCACGCUGGGAAUCAACCUCACCAGCAUCGCCGCCGCCGCCCUGCGCGGCCCAGCCACCAGCUCUCCCGCCGGCACACUCCUCAACGUCACCACCGCUACGGGGUCGCCUGUCACUGCCGCCUUUCUGUCGGGGGCGGGGCACGACAACAGGGGCUUCGAUGAUUCGCUGGAGAUGAGGUUCGACUGCUGAAGCUCCGCCCACUCACACUCAACCCAUCUGUGUCGACUGGUUGGACAUUCCCCCCUCUACUGGCUGUCAUCAACGUGACAGCGUCUCAGGGCGGAGCUUGAACGAGGCAGCUAGAGUGACAGGCGGUUACAGAAGCAGGGAUGGUUAGGCCCCCCUGUGGCUGUCAACGAGAACUGCAGUGGUACAGCUGUGUGCGUGUGAAGGAGAGGUUAUCGUGAAGGUUAUUAGUGCAGAUACAAACAUAUGACCACCAGGGGACAGUGUAAUUCAUAGGAAAAGAACUUUGUCUACAUGGAUUCAGCGGUGUCUUUUCAAAGAGACAUUUUUUGUCCUGUUUUUUUAAGUUGCCGGUGCAGAGUUGAUGAGUGUGAACCAGAAUAUUUUUAAACACAAGCAGACGCUGACGCUUUGAUAACAUUUAUAGAUUUAACAAACAAAACAAACCAAUCAGAUGAGAGGCAGUGGUGGAAGAGUGGCUGGUUCUAACAUGAACUGGGCUCAGUAAGAAAAACGCCCCCUGCUGGACUAAAUUACCCUUAGACAGCAACAGGUGGGAUUAAAUCCAAACUCCACCAACAAUGACGUGAGGUGAGGUCAUAUCUGGGAACAUUUAUUAAAAAACAAAUAUGAGUAUUUAAAAAUAUUUAUUAAAAUUAACAUUUGUUUGUGAGUGAAAAUGACAUUUUUCCUCUUCUUGCCAUUGAAUAACUUUAGGUUUUUGUGGCCUGUGUUCAAAUCUCUGGUUCACUGCUCGGUCUGCUCUCUGCGGUUCUUUAUGUUGUUUCAGAAAUCCUACACACACACACACACACACACACACACACACACGCUGCUAUUCACUACAUAGGACUGAAGAAACUCGUUUUUCUGUUUUUCCUCUUCUGUCAAAGAAUACUAUGUUUGCAGUAUUUAUUGUUGGUCCUCUGACACAGGUCACGUGUUAUAGCUUCAGUGUUUUGUUUGUGUCUGUCCCUCACCACUGCUGUCCUUCCUCUUUGGACUCUUUUGUCUCCUCUUCAGUUUGUCUCUUCUACUUCUUCUCCUUCAAGGCAUUUAAAUAAACCUGUAACAUAAUUGUACAAUAUUUCCACAAAAAGAAAGAAAAUGAAAAAAACAAAAACAAAACAAAAAACAGUACUGCAGUCUUGGUGUGUUCAUUUCACCUGUUACGUUUUUCCCCUUGUUUCUCCUGCAGUGUUCUGAUUGAGACACCAGAGGGCAGCGAUGACAACAGGAUAAGAUACUGCAGGGCCUCUUUGUACACCAACGGGGCAGAAUAUGUACUUUUGUUUCACAGGUCCAGGACCAGACGUUUUAAGGUGCGGAGUCUAAAUGAGCUGAGGUGGAACCUGACGCUGCUUUCAUGAGUGGCUCCUCUGAGGAGCAGGUGUCUGAUGGACUUAAAGCUGGAGCCAAACACUGACCAAUCACAGCUGCAGAGACACCACUGGACUCCAGGUACUCCACUCUCCACAACACACUGUUCUGUAGAACAAUCAUUCAACAACAACAACACACGCCCAC